Peniophora sp. CBMAI 1063 is the source of this 237-nucleotide messenger RNA. The record is from the annotation of a GenBank genome assembly. Lineage: Eukaryota; Fungi; Basidiomycota; Agaricomycetes; Russulales; Peniophoraceae.
AUGCUCGUCGCAGCUCCGAGCUGCGCGCACGUCUCACCGACCGCCGCGAUCAUCUUUACCAUCCCCGACAACUGGCAGCUCGACGCGAUAUAUCUAGCUCACCUUCCUGCAUCGAACACCGGUCUUUCCGCGGAGAAGCUCACGACUUUCGAAGGGAUCGAACUGGCGGAGGCGUACAUCAGGAUAUACUACGAGCGCGCACCAAUACCUGGCACGCUCAUGGGAUCGCGCGUGUAG